Molecule: messenger RNA, 453 nt
Organism: Cynara cardunculus var. scolymus (artichoke)
Lineage: Eukaryota; Viridiplantae; Streptophyta; Magnoliopsida; Asterales; Asteraceae
Exons: 1
Coding region: 1-453 (150 amino acids)
Source: RefSeq, a predicted model, not a curated record
AUGGACGAAAGCUUUAUUCGCAUACCGGAUGACAUGACCAUUCCCUAUAUUGAUAAAGGUAAGUCAAAAGAUGCGUUGAUUGACGCAAUCUUUCCAUCUCUGCAAAUCAACGAAGCUGAUUUGGAUUAUAUCAUUUUGAGGGCGAUAUUAUCAACUAAAAAUAAGCAUGUCGAUGAGAUUAAGGAUCAGUUGAUCGACAAGAUUUCUGGAGAUGAAAAAAUAUACUACAGCUUCGAUGAAGCAAAAGAUGAUAAGAACAACAUCUAUCCGUUGGAGUUCUUAAACUUUUUAACUAUUAGUGGUUUGCCUCCUCAUUAUCUUCGUCUCAAAAUUGGAUGCCCAAUAAUACUGUUACAAAAUAUCGAUCCCUUGAAUGGAUUGUAUAAUGGCAGUAGAUUGAUAUGCAGAGGCUUUCAACAAAACGUCAUCGAUGCAGAAAUAGUUGUUGGUUAG